Messenger RNA from Tribolium castaneum (red flour beetle), 4479 nucleotides. RefSeq lists its product as uncharacterized. Lineage: Eukaryota; Metazoa; Arthropoda; Insecta; Coleoptera; Tenebrionidae. Gene Ontology annotation, molecular function: G protein-coupled receptor activity. Gene Ontology annotation, cellular component: plasma membrane. Gene Ontology annotation, biological process: adenylate cyclase-activating G protein-coupled receptor signaling pathway; cell surface receptor signaling pathway. Bases 224 to 4354 code for a protein of 1376 amino acids. The transcript has 2 exons. The record is from RefSeq and is a predicted model, not a curated record.
UCCAUUUCGGCAACAUUAUGAUAAAGUUACAAUGAACCGAGAACGGGACAAAGCGCAACAGAUGGUUUAUUAGAACAGGCGCGAAUAUCUUGCGUACCAAGUCAUGUAUGAAGCUGCUUUUAUUAUAUUUGCUCGCCUAAUCUAUGCUCGAUAUGAUGAUUAGCAGACAACUUUUCAAUUAGUCGUCAAUUCCCAAUUAGUCUCUCCUGACCUGACGUGUACAAUGGCCAAAAUAAACCUCACUCAGUUGAUUUUCCUCCUUUUGGCGCUCGAAAAUACGCUGGCGGAGCAAACUGCGGCGUGUCAGACAACCACCAGUUGGUACAACGGCACAAAAGUACAAUGGCCCAGUACCACCUCCUCCACCCUAUCCCAGCCGCCUUGCGUUGGCCAAAACAAGGAAUUCCUCACCAGAAGGUGCCACCACGGAGUCUGGGGCCCUAAACCCAACUGUACCUACGUCCAGAAGGAAACAAUUCCCUGGUGUCCUGACGGUUUCACCGAAACCAACAACUUCUGUUACACAUUUAGCCAGAAAUCGACGUUUCCGCCCAAGUGUCCCUUCACCAACACUGUGCCUUUUGGUAGUUACAUCAACAGCGACGUCCAGUUACCUGACGAACCCAUCUGGGUGCCAGUCAAGCGCGACUUUAGGAAUAAUGGGCUUGGGUUCCUCCAAUGGGUUGAAGAUAGUGAACGAUACGGGGAGAUAUUUGAAACGACACUUAUCAUAGAUGGGGGAAUAAUAAAGGGCAAAGAUUGCGUUUUCUACUACAAGAACACCUACACUUUGACUUCGUGUAAUGAAACGUUCCGGGGGGUUUGCGUGUAUUCAAUGCUGUUCGAGAUUAGUAGAGAACUGUGUGAGGAAAAGCCGGGAGAUGACUGUCGUGUGAGCGAUUUUGGGUCGCAAGCAAAGUGUUUCUGUGUUGGAACAAGUGCGAUAGAUCAGGCGCUUUUUCCCAAAGUUGAGUUUACGAAAAUCUAUCACAACAGAGUGUACGAACUGCUGACUGCCGAUAUUUGCACCAUAGGGCUGGAGAGAGUCAAUGGUACUUACAUUUGGACCAACUCCAGGCGGGAAAUUGACUACACCCUGUGGUCAGAAGACGUAAAGUUUAGUUACACCCACGGUGCCAUGAGCACCCAAAGAUGGCUGCUAACCCAAGAACCACUUUCGUGUUUUAUUUACGAAAAACCAUUAAACUUGCCCGAACCUGGGCUAAACCUCGCCCUUAACCACACUGACAAUUAUUUAAUCUUAACUAUCACUAACCCAAAAAGUUUGAAACCUUUAGUUUAUUGUUUCACUGACGCCGGUUCUAGUCUAAUUUAUCGCUACCCUUUAACUGCCUUAGCAAAUUGUUCAGAAAAACUAGAUUGUUACCGCUUUUCGGUUUUUAAGACAGGUCCUGGUCAUUACUGGUGUCACUCCUUUAAACACUUUGACCCCACUCCGGUAUCAAGCGGAGAGAUUUUCGUCAAUCAGGGUCAAUUUGGGCCUGAGUUUGUUGCAAUUGUGACCGAGAAAUACCCGAACGGGACCAACCCUUUGAACGACAUAGCUAUCACUUCUUUCUUGGGAUUUUUCCUAAACUUGGUGUCAUACUCACGAAGAGUUAUGAAAAUCGUCGACUUGGACGAGGAAAUUAACCAAGUCACAGUUAACGUCCAUUUUACGUACACAAACCUAACGGAAACCCUCUCAAUUGUGGAAGAAUUUGCAAGGGUUAAAAACCUACUUUCUGAGACAUUGGCCUCGUUAGAAGGAAUAACAAUCGAAAUGAUUGAUUUCCUGAGCGCCACACAUUGUCUCCCUGAGGGACGUUGGCCCCAGACUGAAAUCGGACGCAAAGCAGUUGGUGUCUACUGUUUCAGCAGUGAAGGAAUUUUGAUUGAGAGAAAAUGUGAGGGUAAUUUUAUCGACGGGGCGCGUUGGUCUCCUUUCGAAGCGUGCGAUUUUGCAAAUGUGACUUCCGUGACCGAGCUUUUGCUAGCUCUGCUCUUUGACUUCGACCCGAACGACCUGGAGGACAUCCUCGUGCGGUUUGACGAAUUCACAAGUUUCGACAUCUACCUAAUCCUGGUACUUGUGAGUGACCAUUUGGAGAUCCCGGCCGAGAAGUUUGUGCAAAUCAUUGACCAGAUCCUGGAGGUCGAUCGGAGUGUUUUGGCCGAGGGACAGCGCAAAAUGAGAGUCAUGGACUUGCUUUUGGACGUUAUAGACCUGGCUGCUGGGCGCCAUGACCUCAACUCUGCCAACUUCCUCACAGUUUCCCUAAACGCCCCAAAUGUGUCUGGGCUCGGUUUGCUCGCAAACCACACCCUUGUUGAGCUCAAUCCUGGCAAUACCCUGAACGAGCUUUUGGAGAGUGACGAAGUCGAGAGCGCCGUUUGGGUGAAUUCGCUUCUGUGCAAAGACCAGGUUGAGGAGGUCAUUUUCAAAUUCUACUUCAACGAUGUUUUUUUCCUGGGGCUUGAAAAAGCUGGCCCCACUGUUGGGGUAAUGUUCCCCCACAGUAAAAGCGAGUACCAAGUACGAAUUUUCCACCGGGUGACAACUCCAUUAGCAAUAAAAGAAGUUUGUGCGUACUGGAGUCAUGAUUUGGAUCGGCCAGAAGGGCGCGGAUCGUGGGUCAAAACCGGGCUGAGCCAAACGGCCCCGUUUCUACUUUUUUGCAACUUUACCCAAAGUGGGAGUUCAAUCUUGACGUUCCUUUCCCCAGGCAACCAGAACGUGUCCGAAGACCUGGAGGGCAUCCUGGCCUCGAACUACACCGGGAGCGAGAUCAUCAGCAAACUUGUGAUAAUUUCGCAACGCUAUGACGAGUUUUCCUCGUACGACGUGUACCUUGUUGGCGAAAUUUUGAAAAAAGUGAGCGACAGCUCCGAUAUAGUCUUGCAAGAUCUGGUGCAAAUCGUGAGUAACUUGCACCUUAUCCAACGCCCGAUCUUGUCACAAAGCCAGGACAAGGCGAGAUCAACCGACUCAAUCCUGCACAACAUCGACACAAUCCUCAAAAACCUGGAUUUCAACACGUCAAUGAACGCAACUUCGGAAAAUUUCUUCGUCUUGAUCACCGACUUGACGGAGACAAACUUCAGCGGCUUGGUUCUCCUGGACAGCAACCAAACGCUGGAAGUACGGAUUUUGACCACUGGUGAUGUCCUAAAACCUGGCCAGUUCUCCAGUGCCGUGCUGCUAAGUCCAGGCUUGAGGGACCAAAUCGAGGGGGGGAAAGUCGUAGUAACGAUUUUCUCAACCGAUGGUUUGUUCAACGAAAAUGUGGGCAAGACCAGGACUGUUAGUAAAAUCUUCGGUGUGAUUCUUCCCCAAGUUGAAAGCUUCUCGGAACCGGUUGUGGUGAUCCACAAAAUGGAAAGUACCAACAAACAGUGCGUCCACUGGAAGUACAAUAACCCAGGCAAUGUUUCGGGGUUUUGGAUGGAAGACAGCAAGGGGUUAAGUCUUGAAGACUGGAGCCAGUGCGAGUUCUGGCACACCACCCACUUUGCGCUUCUGCUCCUGGACGAGGACCGGUACGAUUCCGAGCUUCUGGACUGGAUCACGAUGGUUAAUUGUGCCUUGUCUGGGCUUGGUCUUGCCGGCAUCAUCCUCACAGCUGUGUUGUUCAAGCGCUGGAGGGCCAACACUGGCAACCAGAUUCUCCUCAAUUUUGUGUUUGCUUUGCUGCUCCAAAUUGUGGUUUUCUACGCUUCCAGCGCCAUCAAGGAAGACAACAGUUACCUCCACUGCACUAUUAUCGGAAUAGUUUUACAUUAUUCAGUCGUUUCGCAAUUUUGUUGGAUGUUUGUUAUUGCAAUCUUGCAAUUCAAACGUUUUGUUGAAGUUUUCGGGGGUCCCCCUAAAUACAUAAUCCUGAAAGGUUGUCUGUGUGGCUGGGUCUUGCCAUGUCUUCCCGUGGCAAGUGUUUAUUUCUUGGACCGGGAUAAUUACGUCAAUGGUCAUGCGGGACUUUGCUACCCUUCAGGUGUUGGGUUAUACCUGGGCGUUUGGCUCCCAGUCUUGAUUGUUGUCGUCAUAAAUCUUGUCAUUUUCCUCUACAUAAUAUACAGUGUGGUGCACAAAAAAACCGAAUGUUCUGAUGUUGGUAAUAACGAGGCGAUGUUUCAGUGGAGACUUGCUGUUUUGCUCUUCUUUAUGUUGGGCCUGACUUGGGCCUUUGGCUUCUUGUCAGAGCUGGAUUUUGGGCUCGUUUUCGUCUACGUGUUUUGCAUUUCGGCGACGUUGCAAGGCUUCAUCAUGUUCCUGUUCUUCAUCGUUUUUAAUUCCAAUACGAGAUAUUUGUACACAAGUGCUUUGAAAAAGUGUUGCCAUAAAAAGAAGUACUGAGUUGGAGUGUUGUUGUAUGAUAAGUUAUCACUAGCAUAUGCACUAUCUGAUUUGAUUGCGAAAAUUGUUAUAUAAAACGUUGAUAAGCUUUGUAUAAAGGUGCAAAAUAAACGUACAAGAAAGAA